AGGCUGUCAAACCACACAAGAACCUUAAUCUUCUCAAAACCCUCCCUCUUGUACUACGUAUCAGUUUUGUUCUUAAUUCUCCGUGCUCAUCUAUCAUCAUGGGAGUGUUCACUUACCAGAACGAUAACGCCUCAACUGUGGCCACUUCCAGACUUUACAAAGCUCUGGUCGUUGAUUUCGACAACCUCGUCCCAAAGAUCAUGGAAGGCGUCACCAUUGAAAUCCUCGAAGGGAAUGGAGGACCUGGCACUCUCAAGAAGCUCACUUACCCCAGAGGUGAGGAAACAAAGUAUUUGGUGCAGAAAGUGGAAGCAGUGGAUGAAGCAAGCUAUGCAUAUAACUACAGUAUGAUUGAAGGGAGUGGAUUAGCAGAGGGAGUGGAGAAGAUGACAUUUGAGACCAAGUUAGUGGAAGGAGCUGAUGGAGGAUCUGUAGGCAAAGUCAGUAUCACUUACUUCACCAAAACCGAUGCUCCUCCAAGUGAUGAAGAACUCGCUAAUGGAAAAGCCAGUGGUGAUGGCCUCUUCAGGGCUGUUGAGGCUUACCUUCUCGCUCAUCCUGAUCACUACAACUAAUCAACUCACUCUCAACUCAUAUAUAUACACUACAUAUCAUUGUUGUUAUGGUUUGCUCCGUUUGUUAUGACCAGGAUUCUCUCUGAAGCACUUUACUUCUUUGAAGUAUUUAAAGAGUAUAUAUCCGUGUUCGUGUUCGUGUUCGUGUUUGUGAUGAUGAUACAAGUUUUUGAAUUUCUGGUACCGAAUCAAAAUAUAAUAAUGAGAAAGUGUUUGCUUUUCUUUUCUUUCCCUACUUUCUUCUUGGGGUUGGAUUUCUCAAAUUCGAUGUCAAGCUCGAUGGUUGAGAGUAAAUUGGAGGAUGUAAUGUAAUAUGAAAUUGAUGAAUAUAUUUGUCACUUCUCUGGA
Prosopis cineraria is the source of this 923-nucleotide messenger RNA. Its product is annotated as class-10 pathogenesis-related protein 1-like. NCBI's taxonomy places the organism in Eukaryota, Viridiplantae, Streptophyta, Magnoliopsida, Fabales, Fabaceae. The coding region runs from base 99 to 575 and encodes 158 amino acids. Gene Ontology annotation, cellular component: cytoplasm; nucleus. Gene Ontology annotation, molecular function: abscisic acid binding; signaling receptor activity; protein phosphatase inhibitor activity. Gene Ontology annotation, biological process: abscisic acid-activated signaling pathway; defense response. The transcript is spliced from 2 exons. The record is from RefSeq and is a predicted model, not a curated record.